CUUGAUCGAAAAACAGCAAGAGGUUCUCGUGAACGAGGGGAAGUUUCUAAGCUAGGCUCUGCCCUCCAAAUGAUCAACAUGAGCUCUUUGUCUCUUGUUGAUGUUUCUUCUUUUGAACCAGUGCUUUUGUUUCUUUGUCUGCUGAUUUGCGUGCUCCUCUCUGGAAAAGCAGCUCGGAAGCAUUUCUUUCCCAAGCUUCCUCCUGGUCCCUGGGGUUUACCUGUCGUAGGUAAGAGCUUGCUUAAUAUUUUUAGUGGAACAUUUCUUUCGCGUAUUUCCUAUAUAGUAUUAUUUUCCUCGGCCUCACUGUUUUACGAAUCCAACCAUUUUGUACCUGUUUCAGGCGGACAUUUAUGCAUUUUUGUAUCGGGAAACUCAUAUAAAAAAAAUCAUAUAAGUACGAGUUGCAAUCAGUAGAUGAUAAGUUAAGGAAAAAAACGGCUUCGUUUUUCUCUGAAAAACGGCACAAAGGCUUUCCAGUUGCUUUCAUUGGUUUAUUAACUAAUUUAAUAUUAAUAUCGACUGCAUUUCAGUGGUUGAAAUCUUUGCCGUCUGCUUAGAAGUUAAUCUGUUAAAAUGUUCCGAUCAGUUAAGAGAGGGCUAAAUCUUUUUGUAAGAAAUGCCUGUAAACUGAAAUUAGAGCUUUUAAGAAAAUACUGAAUGAGCUGAGUUAAAAAAAACCCGACCAAACUAUCAAUUGAAACUAACUUGAUGCGACGGAGGGGCAAUUAAUGACCUAAAGAACUGUUCAGACUAUUCAAAAACGCCGAAAACCAGGCCUAAAUUAAGAAAAUCUAAGAAUAGCAUUGAUCAGUGAAAUUUCAAGAAUACUCUGAGCUUGUAUAGCCCAAGUUGUAUUUAACAACUAAAAAAUUUGACUUAUUACGCAACAGUCUCCUGCAUUGUCUUUGGAUCUGUGGCUGUUUACAAAACAAACCGUCCUUUGACAGCAGUUAUAUGAAUUGCUGCACGUCAGAGUUAGUUUAAUAAAUGACAAGCAGGCAGAACUUUGCAACUUUACUCUUGAAAAGGUGUAAAAUGAGUCUGAUCUAGUGUCCCUUAAAAAUGAAUAAAUUUCCGUUGUUACAAAAGGUCUGUGACGGUCUCCGUGGAAUAAUGUCAAAACAUUGGACACUCAUUGCGAUAUCCGACUAGAUUUUUUUUUCAGACGUCUCCUAUCUAUCAAUCUGGUCCACCGAAACCCACUUAAAAGGUCCGCUUUUGUCAUUCUCUAACAUGAUUGUAUUUGGUGCACUUACUUACAGGACUGAUCGAUAGCAAAGUACACGUAGAGUUAAAAGUAAUUUAAUCGAUCCAUUCUCUUGCUUUACUAUGCAGCGCUUGUUUGGGACGGCGCUCUUUCAAGUAUUUACGCGAGUUUUUUUGUACCUCAAGAGUUCGUUACGAAUCACAUAUGGAUCGAUAUGGAAUAAGCAUUCAAGUAUUUUGAACAUCUUAACACAAUCUUUAAUAAUCUGCCUAUUUCUAAAUUCAGGAUUUUGUGAAUCAUUUUCCUAUUUUGGUCAUAUAGUUUUUACAUACUCAAAGCAGCAAAAGGAUUUCAUUCUUUACUCUUUUAAAUAGAAACAACAAUUUUAUUUACAUAGAGCCAAUCCAUUAAUUGUCCUCAGAGCUAUACAAUACUAACAUAUUACAUCAAUGUAAAUCACGAUAAACGAAAUUAGUAAAUUGUUCUUUAUUAUGAGCUUCAUGCGGACCGGAUUCCUUAUUUAUGCUUCCUUUUAAAGGAGCUGUGUCACAAAAUUCAGCCAAAUUAAGAAAUUACAAAAUGCCCAUUAGAUUAAGAGAAACAUAAAAAUAACCGCUCAAAACUUUAAAAGAAGGUUAAAAUAACAUAACAGAAACAACAGAUGCCACGGAUGGGCAAAACUGAAGAAGAUUGACACCGAUUGAAAAAUAGGAUUUUUGAAAACUGUUCAGCCUAACAGUUUUUCAAAGUUGAUCCCUGCUGCUUGCAACUUCAAACAUAAUGCUCAGGAGACAUAUUUGUCUCGGAUCUCUGAUUUUGUCAUUUACGUGUGAUUUUUUUGCCUACUUUAAGUUCCAUAGCCAUUCAGGGCGAGUAAUUUGCAAAAUUAAACAAAAUGAACUGGACUGCAGUGACACAGUCCCUUUAAUUGUGCUGAAAAUAUGCACUGUACUGAGUAGCACAGAUUUGCUGACUAGCUCCAAAUGCGUUGAAAAUAUUCCAUUUGUGUUGUACUGGUUAGACUCAACUGCGAAAAAAAUAUUCAGGUUACGUCAGGUCAUAUUUGGCUUAGUUCAAUCUGGCCCCCAGUUUCAUCUUUUUGAUAACGCGUCCUGAUAAAAAGUAAAAUAUAUCGAGAUAGCAUUCCUGAAUACCUGAACUUGAAAAAUAGUUUUAGAACUUGAUGGCAAAUAUUCAGUAGGAAAUUGGCAAAACAAUCUAAUAGAGCAUCAUUUUCCGGGUUCCUUUCGUCCACUUAAGAAAAAUGUUCUCUGUGUCAACUGAUAUUUGGCAAUUAUUGUACACGGCUAUCGCUGAUAUGAAGAAUUACAGGAUCGGUUAUCAGUACAAUUGACGUCUAGUGUAUUUAUAUGGGCAAACAUCGUUCAAAUCUGGUCAACGCGACUGAGCUGGUUAUGAAGAAUUAGCAAUAGGAUUUAAACCAAUCAGAAACGGAUAAAUGUUCUUGAAAAACAAACAAAUAAUUAUAUAAAAACAAAUAAAAAAUAGACAAAAACUACUGCUGUAUGAAAAUCGUUUAGCUUUCUGGAAAAAAAAAGAGGAAGAAGAAGAAGAAGAAGGUGUCUACGUAAUCUAAUAAGCUAGGAGCCCAUUAAGAGAGAAAAAUUGUCGCGGUCCUGAGCGAAAUCCUCGUAAGAGAAGAUAUGGAACAGUUUAUUAAACAGAUCUGAGAUUCCAAAUCUCUUUAACUUUAGCAAGUCAGCUACUUUUAAAGCUUUUCAAUUCACCGAUAAGCCAACCAAAAAAAGCUUUCCGCCGGUUGUUCCAGAAAAAUAAUCGUCGACGGUUUAAAAAAAAUACAGAUCAUCCCCAGAGAUCUUAACCUUAAUUCACUUCCACGGGUGGCCAAUGCCAAAAUUGACAAAAUUCCAAAUUUAAUACUACUACAUAAAAACGUUUUCAGCUUAAUUUGAAAUACCUACAUGUGGAAAUUACAAACCUUUUGCAGGUAGUAGUAUAAACAAAUAAUAGCAUGAUACGUGAUAUUUGCCAUAAAUACCACUCGUGCUAAAUUCAAAAUUGUCUCAAAUUUCACUAGCCUAAACGUCUCUUGAAAUUACGUAUAUCAAUUUCGAAAUAUCACUCGUGGUAUUUAUGCCAACUAUCACAACAAAUCGUGCUAUUACCUAUACUAACGAGAUGAACACUUAAAACUAAGUGGACAAUGUCAAAGUAAUGCCGAAGAGGUGUGUCAUUUAAAUGGUCACAUGAUCGGAUUUAUUACAGACUGGAGAGUUAGAAAGAAGGACUUGGUCAUUAGGGACCUGAAGCAAGGACGACGACGACGGCAGUGAAAACUUCGGUAAAAAAAUGAAUUUGCGUUCUUUCAAACUUAAUCGUGUCUAUUUGGACCCGCUUAAUAUAUCAAAUGCAGGCGACUUUUCCGGGAGUUAUAUUCUUAAGGAUUUCAUUCAGGUUCAAAAAGAUGAAGGGAAAUUCGUCGUCGUUUGUCCACGUCCUCUAUAAAACAUCAAAUUAGGAGGUUUCACUUCGUAAUCGUGCAGGGGACGUCAAAGAAAUGUACUAAAAAGCGUGAUGCACGUGCAGAGCUGUUGUUUUGAUCAUUAAACUUAUUGCUUUUUUGAAGUCGUCGUUGUGGUCGUCGUCGUAGUUGCUUCAGCUCCCUAUUUACUCUGGGAGAGAAGCUUUAAGCAACGACGUUUUUGAGCGACGUACGUCAACCGGAAGUGAGCCUUUUUCUCUUAUAAUACGCCUUGACGGUACCAAAUUUUAAUUGAUAACUGUGUUUACUCUUCUAGAGACGAUCUGCCCGAAAAUGUGCGCAAGAUCACGGCUCAAGAGUUCAAAAAGUACACUUCCUGUCAACUUGCGUCGCUAAAAAACGUCGCUGCUUAAACUCCCUGGCGCACCAGUACUAGUGACUGGGAAACAGCAUAAAAUGGUAUUACCGUACUGGGCCACUGUUCCAGGGCGCCAAGUGUGAAGGUUGUCUUGCAUGCACUCAUAAUUUGGUGACUCGUAGCUAGUGACAGGUGUGAGCGAGCUUAAGAGAAUUAUGACGUACCUUCGCUGAUAGCGGCGAACGAUUUUUCCUCUGCCUUGGCUUUUCAUUAUAACACGCUUUAUACUAGGCGAAGACCCUCAGGAUGGUUGCCCGCGGGAGGACGUCCAUCGAGACAAACGCAAAAAAAAUUGCGACGAUAAACUCUCUCCAGUUUCCAUUUCCUUUCGCUAUCUCCAGUCCCCCAUCUUGCCGAGCCUCGAUUCUUGCUCGCAGUUUAGACAUGGGUCCAUUGUAUUAUUAGGUCGUUAUUAUUUUACACUGAAAAUUCAAUUAACUUUGUUGCUCAUUUACAAAAUGGAAAGAACCCCGCUGAGAGUAACAUUCUAUUUUUUGACUCAGGUGACUAUAAAUGUUGAACAUGCAGUGCUUUGGUGCAAGGUAGAUCCCAAAAUAGCCCUUUUUAUUCCGAUCAUGGGAAAAAAAUACUUUUGCAUUGCGUUAUAGUGCCAUUGUUCCAAAGGUUACAGACUUUCUAAUUAACUAUUAGUCAUUUUUUUAAGUCUGCAAUUUCUUCUGUACAAGAUCCGAGGUCAUUUUUUAUAUAAAAUAUCACGCAGUAAAGGUGAAAAGUAAUUGUAUGACAAGGUAUAGUGUGCAAAGAGAAACAGAAAAAGGACAAAGAAAAGCAAAAUUUGAAGGGACCUGAAAGAAAACAUCCUACUGCCUUAGGCCCAAACAAAAAGCUAUCAAUCACUUGUAACUGGAAACUGAAAUUUUUGCGGCAGAGUUUGAGUUUUAAGACAAAGACAAUAUCAUGUUCCUGAAUUUUAGAUCACAGUGAAACGCUAACGACCCUAGUGGAGCGUGAGAACCAAGCACCUUCAAGUCGUUUUCAGGUUCGGACGAUUUUAUAUCAAGGCCCGGCGACGAGAACUAAUAAUUAAAAGCUAUAAGGACUUGUUUUUAAACUUAUGAAAAACUCCUACUUCACAAUGCUCAAUGACGAGUACGUACAUUUGUAAGGGCCUCAAAUUACGACCACACCCAAAUCUAGUUGAAGUGCUUAACAUUACAUAAUCAAGGUUAAAAAUAUCAUAGACCUACAAAUUAACAAAAAUAGCCGUUGUAUCACGUCGGGCAUAGAAUUGAAACUUGGUUAAAUUGCAUGGGUCGAGCCGGAUGUCCUUUUUUUUUUUUAAUUGAAAAGGACUUUCACUCUUUCCAAACUUUGCUCGGCUCAGUUCCUCUGGUAGCCUUGCAAACAUGAAGCAUGAAAUCACGAGGGUCAAGUAGAGUUUUUAAUGCAUGGUUGACACCUUAAAGCGCGGUAGAGGGAUUGCAGCCAGGCAGGAGUAGCCAGCUUGAAUUUAACUUACAUGAGAAGAAGCAAUUACUUGUCUGACAUAGACAAUUGAUAGUUUCAGCAAAUCAUAACUUAUAAGAUUACAGAUGCUACCUAGCGCACUCUGAUUCAUCAAAGUUGUUGCUAGCAUAUAUUUUUAAAUGAUUUUAAUAACUGGGUAGUCUCCGCUUGCCCAUGAGGAUAUUAAAUAUGAAGCGAUAGAUGUGACGGCACUCGACUGUCUACAAAUUAAAGAAUAGAGCCUCAAUGACUCAAUAUUGGAGGCUGUAUGUAGACAAUCGAAACACGUCCGGUAAUGGGAAACUCGAUAACAAUUGAAAGUGCAGGGUUAACGUUAACUAUCAUGCUUGGAUCAUUGAUUUUUGUUUUGUCCUUCUGCACAAUAACAGAUAGCUCAACAGUCAAGUCAAUUAAUUCAUUUUGAUGAUUAUUGGAAGAAAAAGAGAUAUCUAGAAUGCAUUGUGCCAGUAAAACCCACCCAAGUACGAAAAACGUCAGUCACAAAUAAACCAGUUUUUCCUUAACAUUUGCCAAAUUAUUUCCUAAAUGAAGACGUUUCGAAGCAACAGAUCUAGAUGUCACCGUGACUCGAACCAAACUUAAAAUUGCAGACACAUUUCAGAAAUCUUUUUUGGAAAGAGUAAAGGUUAUCUAUUGAUGCUUUCGUUCUAGAAUGAUCUUUCCGGCUUAUCUAGUGUUUAGCUAAUGACCCUCUUUGCGCCUUUAUAUUCCCUGCGGCCCACCCUUGCAGUGCUUCAACAAGGAAACAACUUUAUUGACUUCAAAUAGACUUGUUAUUGAGGCUUUCCAGUCAGCUUUGAGGCAAGUCCAGUAGUAACAGUCUUUUGGUACACAAAAGCGCUUUCACCUCUUUGUCAUUAUGCGACAGACAAAUUGCUGCUUUUGACCUUCUUGUGAACAAGCGCGUGGCAAAGAGUUUAUCGUAGAGACCCAAAUUGGGUGGAGGACCACCUUUUAUCACCAUUGUUUUUAAGAAAGGAAAAAAAAUUCAUUCAAGCUAGCUUUCAAUUGAAUCGACAGAUGUUUUUAAAUUCAUAGUCUGGGUUACUAUUUACAAUAUGAUAACUGGCAAAUAUUGCCCUUGAGGGAAUAAUUCAGGAACGUUUUGACAUCUUAGAACUGCAAGCACAAUUAAUGGUACCACUACAUAGGCUACAAGUACUCGACUACAGGGGUCCAGAACGACACAGGACAGCUGGUGUUUAAGCUGAACUUUUGGGUUCAAGAUUUUCCACCAAAUCAUUUGGAGCGACCAACGAAUUUAUUCCGUCUCAUUAUUUAACGUUCACUUACUUGCAUGACCAAAGCCUGCCCAAAGAUUCGUAGGUCUUAAUAGUUGGUAAUCCGUGUCACAUGGAUGGCACGUGUGCGUGAAGUCAGCCCGAAUAACCUUCAACCUUCAAUGCAACUAACAAACUUCUCAACCAAUCACUUCACUCGUCACAUAAGCAGUGCUACCACAUCGCUUACUCCAAUUAUCUUCACUUCAAAUAACUUUGCAAAAAAAUAGCCAAGGCUGUUGACCAAAAUUGAUAUUCAGUCGGGCAGAUAAGCUGGGUUAUUUUUGUGUAUUUCCCUGUGACCCUAGGGCUGUCUAAUCAAAUUUCUCAGCACGAAUACUUCAAAAAUAGCACAGACCAUUGUGGUCUUUUGUAGAAAUUAUUGGUAUGUCUUUGAAGAUUUAAACUAUCAUAAGGUGAAAAGAGUAACAUUACUUUGCGCAACUGAAUUAUUUCUGAAUUCUUUUUCAUUUGAUUUGGUAACCUCUUUUAAACUCUAUUAAUUACUUUCCAGAAGAAGCGAGCUAACUAUGUAAAGUACCGAUAAAGUUAAGUGUACUUUAUUAGAAUCACGUCCCGAGAUAGCAUACACCAGAGAAUACAAAGAGCACUCACUCAAAACGUGCGCUAAUAAAUUACCGUCCUCUUAUUGACCCGAAAAUAAAAGCGUGAUAAUAGCCAUCAAUAACUAGUGGGUCAAUCAGGUGUGUAAACAAUUUGUCGCAUAUUUAUACUCAAUCUCAAUUCCUCUUGAGACCAUAUGAACCUUGGACGCCGGCGAUACAGGGUGUUAACACGAACACUGUAGACAAUUGUUCACUUUUCUCACGUUCAAGCUGUCAGGAUGAGCCUUCUGUUUGCCACUGAAGAUAUAUCCACUUUUGGGCAGAUUUUGCUACUUUGCUUGCUGAUUUGUGUGUUCCUCUCUGGAAAAGCCAUUUGGGAACAUUCUUUUUCAAAGCUUCCUCCCGGGCCCUGGGGUCUGCCUUUGCUUGGUAAGAACUGAGAUUUCUUCCUUAAAUUGUCAAAUUCCUGGCUUUAUGCUUUAGAGAAUCGCCAAUAAUAACCAAAUCUACAAAAGGACUAUUCACAAGUUUUAAAGUCACUGCUAGCGCUCCUUUCAAAAGUUUAAAUUCCGUAACAUGAAAACUAGAGGCCGAAUAUAGUUAACUUAACGACAUCGGCACAAAGACACUGAAAACAAUUCCCAAGAAACAACUGAGAAACUAACGUUUUGAUUUUCAUGUACUUGUAAGCUGUUAAAAAAAUGUCAUGUCUGUAGUUCAUCUAAAAUACCCAAGUUUGCAGUCAGAUUUGUUUCUGAGCAGGUUCUCCACAAACUCUGCGGUUUUGUUAAGCUCACACCAACGUCCCGCUCUCUGAACAAACCUUCCAAAUUAAAUUUAUUCCUAAGGUCGAUAAAAUUGUAAAACAUGAAAACUCUAACAUUGUUCUGAAGAAAAAAUUGUCGGCAAGAAAGGGUCUUUGUUCUCAACUGAUAAAACUGCGUAAUGAAUGUAUAAUUAGGAGGCCAGUCCAUUGCAUGACACGAGCGUACAAGUAAGGUGAAUAUUGCGUGCUCUUAGCGAAGUACAAUAGUGACGAGGCAACCUUUAUUUUCAGUGACAGUUUUUUCAACAGCGAGGAUUGACCAAAUAUGUCUGACGUAUGCUUUUUAUUUUGAUGAGAUGGCGCAAUAUGCCAUUAUCCCAUUGUUACUUAGCAGGUUAUCCUCUGAGAACUGGUUCGUAUAUUAUUUUAGAAGAAGAAAUGAGCGAUAUAUCCAUUUUACAAAGACGACCCAUUGACAAAAAAUAAGAGUAAUAAAAUCCGUGAAUACUUUGUAAAGGUACUGAGAAUGAAAUUAAGACCAACAGAACUUUCCGCUCAGCUUUGCUGGUGUACAACACUGAACUGCUUUGAACUUAAACAACUCUUAAACUUCUAGUGGAAAAAGUGGGUGUUUAAAUAAAUGAGCAAUAAGGUGGCUUAAAAUAUACACCCGCACCCACUUGCGUAGUUUCAAUCCGCAUAGUGAGUCUCACGAGUGGUUGACAACUAAAACAAUUUCCGUUACGAAUUUUCUCUAGUUCAACAUCAACAUUGAUAGUAAACACGCUAGAACUGUAAAAUGUUUUUCCGAGAAGCAAGUAAUCAUUUUAACUAAAGACGUAGACGUGGAAGUAGCCAGCCAGGCAAGGGGAAGGUCCAGUUAAAGAGACAUUCAACUCUUUUACUCAUAACAGCUUUACAAUGUAGUAUCAUGUGAAAGUACUGCUAAAGUUUUAUUUGAAUAGUCAUACUUCAAGAUCCGUCCACAGGCUUGAAAGUUACAUCUACCUAAUUAGGUUCCACUGGGGAGUAAAAAGAUUAAGGGUACUCAGGGAAUCCAAGUUAGGAAGGAGCAGCUUGUCUGGACGCGACAUUCGCAGAGCUAGCAAAUUUGCAAACAAAAGCUAAAAAAAAAACAAGAAAACUGACUUGAGCCCCUUGUGACAAAUGUUUUUGACAUAGCGUGACAAGAUGAGCUGGUUAAACUUUGCAAAUAUAGGAGAUUAAACUCGUUGACACAAGAGUGCUUCCGCGUGAACAAAUUUAUUUAAAAACACAGGAGUCUGCAAGAGCCAAGAAAGAAUUUUCAUAACUGAUAACUAUUUUAACGCUCCAGCGGAAAAAUGACCGUAACAAAAAACAACAUUAGGGCACCAUGCUGCUGUUUUUUCUCUUAUUUAGUCUACUCCCGUUGAUGUAUUCGUCUAAGAAAAAAAGGUUCUUUUUUCUUUUGUGAAAAACGCUUCCAUGAGAUCCCUCGCUGAGUAGUAUAUUAAUCCAUUUGCUACAGUUUUUAAAGCCUGGGAUCUCGGAGUCUCAAUAGGCACACUCACUCGUGCUGCGUAAAAAAAUUACCUAUUUGUCUUGUAGACUCAGUUGUCGGCUGACCUUUCGAAUAACUUAUUUCCGUCAUCUUCGCCUCAUAUAGUUACUGAAAAGAAAUGAUCCUAAGUUGUUGCAGCCAUUUAUAAUAAAUACAUCUUUGAGUUUGUUCAUUUUCCGUGACAGUGCUCUUUAUAUUAAAAGCGUCACUUCUCACCGUAAUUGUCACCCACUUUUACUGAACAGCUCUUUACGAAUUUAUUACUGAGAGCCUUCUCAUUGUUCUCCUAAACAUCAUAGAUGCAGUUUAAGGGUCACGAAAAUGUGAGAUAUUCUCAUACCUUCCGUCACUAUGUUCGUCAUGUUCCAAGCCAAAUAUUUUAGGGGUCCUCUGUAACGAACAAAAUCGUGAAAUGCGACUCAAAUUCCGUGCACCACACGCCGACAAUGAAUGGAACAGUCAUCUAGAAAGUUUAUCAAUAAGCCUUUCACGAGUUAUAGAAAUUUUUACGUAAGAUUUACUUUUUCGAACAGUUAAUGCACCUGUGUUUUGUUCAAGAUUUCUUAACACAGGAGAAGAACGCACACGACGCACCGGUCCAGCUGAGUCUAUUUAAAAUAUGAGGAAAUCUUACCGGAGAGAUUUAACCGCUGGGGUUGAAAAAGAUUUAUUUGAGUCUAUACAUCGCCAUUUCAGUGGAUUUCUGAAGGAAUUGAGAGGCUACGGAAUGUCGCUCACUAAGAACAGCGUAGUUUGCAAGACGGUUAAGGAGACUUGACCUCCAAUUUUCCUUAAGAACUCUAAUUGUGGCGAACACUAUAUAUAGAGAUUUGAAAAACCGAUAAAAAAGGAAGCUUAAAAGAAAUAAAGGAUAGUGGGUACUUUAUUGACAUUAAAAUUAAAUUAGACGCAAUACUAACUUAGCGUAGCGCUUUUAAAUGGUGCUUUAGAAAGUCUCUCUAAUAAAGCACUAUUUGCUGACUACUACAAAGUAAUCCAGAGAAGAAAUCAACAGACUGUGAAGAAUGACCGAUUUUAAAACGCUUGUUGCUCAUCGGAUUUUGUUUUGCAAACUAACACAAAUUUCUCCAAUAAAGUUGCGUCGUGUGUGACAGCUUUUGCGACAUCAUCGAACUUACCAACCGCAAAGAUUAGUAAACAUGACGGUGCAAACCUCAGCUGAACAAAAUGUGGGAAACCGAGCAAUUAAGUGGCUACCACACAUCUGCAGUAAUUAGUUCAAUCCUGAGUUACAAAAUUUUGUAAGCCCCUGCUGCUUGACCUUAAACAAGAGAAGCUGAUAUCAAUGGCCUAUUAUCUUUACGUUUAUUGCAUAUUAUCAAACAUACCCACAACAAAAGAACAAUUGACAAUGUAUAGUGGCAACCCUAUUUAUAUUGCACGCAUCGCUUAAGCCGUUACUAAUUUCAGAGACGUCAAGGGCAUAUCGUGCCAGUUUCCUUAAGUUCAGGGAGAUUACGAAGCGACAUCGACCAAAACCGCUUCCUAUAUGAAACUAGAAAAAAAAUCGUGCAUUCUAGUAUCAAUAGGCUACAGACAAUGGGUUUCCUGAAUUUUUGUGUAGGCUAUAUUGUCACCACAGAUUGGCGUUCCUGAAAAAGAGGUGUUCUUUUUAAACCUUUCGAACGAAACUCACGGGUUGCUUACGGCGCCUUUUUUUCAAGGGUGUUCCUUUUCAUACUCUUUUAUCGCAUAGCAUGAACGAUAUCGAUACUGAAAAUUGUUGUUUGCAUUACGGCUUUGCUGUUAAAGAAUAUGAUUGACCACGGCUUGGCCCCUUUCAUAAGCAGUUCCUUUAAUGAACACAACGCGUGACUUUUGCCUCAACAAAGAAAACAACAUCUACUCAAGUCGGCCCCGAAGUAUCGGUUUGAAAAAGAAAAAAAAUAAAGGAAGAGCAAGUGAUUUGCUUUGGCUUAGCCCCUUUCCUUAAAUUUCUUAACAGCUUCAACGCGUGACUUUUGCCAAAAGAAAAAAAAACAACGUCUAUUUAUAUCCACCCCGGAGGGCCCUUUUAAAAAUGAAAAAAAGGUAGAGGUAACGUUAUGUAAUCAGCCGAAAAAAAAAAAGGAAGGUUAACCCGCUCUGAGAUAAGCAAAAUAGCACAUACAGACGUCGCGCAAUAAGCGAUUCCUUGACUAACUCUGGGACAUAUCAUUCUGUGUUCAUUCCUGGAACAGGUUCUCUUUUAACAUGAUGUUAAAAUUUCAAGAUAUUCCCAACAGCAUCACAAUGUCGUCUCUUUCUUUUUCUCAAUUUUAUAUUCAUACUACUUCCUGUUUUUCUCUAGCUCCGGCCACACUCCGGUGAAACAUUCUCAACACCGCUUACCGAUUAAACUAAUUAUGUCCUAGCAGUUAGCUAACAAGCUACUUUUAAACCGUUUGUCCUUGUCUCCAAAUGUAGUUUUUCACUCUCUUUUGUUGAUAAAGAUAAAAAGCGCUUUCCCAACAGUUUCACACAACAACGAAACGUUUGUUAUAAAUAUCAUGAGAACCCUCCAGGCUAUACUCAACAAUUUCACAGUUGUAAUACGUCAGCUUUCGACAUUUUCCGUAUUUCAACUAAUGCAUUCUUAUUAUCAUUCUUAGGGUCAUGUUUCCGCUUAGGAAAGAACCCACAUCUUGACUUCACAAAAAUGGCCCAGAAAUAUGGCGAUGUAUUCAGCCUAAUGCUUGGAAAUCGUUUGGUCGUGGUGCUGAACGGAUUCAACGCCAUCGAAGAAGCCUUGAUCAAGCAGUCGACUGCCUUUGCUGGAAGGCCACAACUGCACACCUUCAAGCUGGCCAAUCGAACAAAUAGCAGCAUCACGCUCACGGAUUACUCACCUCGUUGGCGUCUUUCUCGAAAGAUCGGUGUAAGUGCGAUCCAGAACUUCGUGAAGGACAAAGAUACCCUGGGACAGAAACUGCUUCAGGAAUCUCAACGCCUGGUUCACUGUCUCAAGCAGCAGAAAGGGAAACUCGUAGAUGUUCACCUACCUCUGCAGUGCGCUACCUCCAACAUAAUAACCGAUGCACUGUUCGGAGUCAGCUGGUCAUACAGCAACAAAGCUGUCCAUAACAUGCUUCAACUGGCUCAUAACUUCCGAGUUGCUAUAACAGCUUGCAGCCAUGUUGAUUUCCUGCCAUUGCUAAAACAUUUGCCUAGUAAAGCGCUUUCAGAUCUUACCGCUGCAGUCAAAUCUGUGUUGGAUGUCAUUUCCCAGUUGUAUGCCAAAAAUACAGAGACUUAUGUUGGGGGACAAGUUCGUAACAUCGCAGACAGUAUUAUCAACGUCGUCGAAAAGGAAACUGAAAAAGAAAGAGAAAAUCGUCCACAAGGAGAGGACACGUUAAGUAUGGCUCCUCUGCUUAGUGACGAACAGAUUAUCCGGGUGUUGGGAGAUUUAUUUGGUGCUGGGUUUGACACUUCGGCCAUUACUCUUCACUGGAGUUUGGCAUACCUCACUAAAUAUCCCGAGAUACAGACCCAGAUACAGGAAGAAUUAGACCUCGUGAUCGGCCGAGAACGCCUGCCUACUCUCCAAGACAUGCCAUCACUUCCCUUCUUUCAAGCAGCAGUCUACGAACUGUUUAGAGUGACUUCUAUCGCUCCUCUUUCCGUUCUACGCUCCACGACCGUUGAAACAAACAUCCGGGAUUUCACCAUCCCUAAAGAUACGGUCGUCAUGGUCAAUCUGUGGUCAGUGCAUCGCGAUCCAGAAAUCUGGAAAGAUCCAGAUGUCUUCGAUCCUAGCCGUUUCCUGGAUGGAGCAGGACAAGUGAUCGAUCCCAAGUUCUUCCGAGGAUUUAUGCCGUUCUCCUGCGGUCGUCGCAAAUGUCCUGGUGAUGUUCUGGCCACCAAACAAGUUUCUGUCCUGCUUGCCGCAUUGCUUCACAGCUUCCGCUUCACUCAGGAUGGUUUGCCAGCCGACUAUAAGGGCAUUAAUCUUCAGGGUGAAUUUGGUCUUACCUUGGUGCCCCAGAAGUUUUACGUGAAAAUAGAAGAACGAAAUUGAAAAGAACUCUGGCAAACAAACACUUAUUAGAAACUUAUCGUUGGUUAUUUGAGUGUUGAAUUAGCUUGAUGUGGUGCUUUUUU
Messenger RNA from Porites lobata, 13839 nucleotides. Lineage: Eukaryota; Metazoa; Cnidaria; Anthozoa; Scleractinia; Poritidae. The record is from the annotation of a GenBank genome assembly.